UCUCUUAUGUGGAAACGAAACUGAUCUGAGUCUCUCUGUCGUCUGUCUGUGUGAGAGUGAACAACCGUCCAAAUGGCUCAACAGGGAGUUCUGCUGGACCAGGACCAGUUCUGUUGUUCUGUCUGUCUGGAUCUACUGAAGGAGCCGGUCACCAUCCACUGUGGGCACAGUUACUGUAGAAGCUGUAUUGAGGGCUGCUGGGAUCAGGAUGUUCUGAAAGGGGUCUAUAGCUGUCCUCAGUGCAGACAUACCUUCACUCCAAGGCCUACGCUGAUGAAAAAUAACAUGUUGGCUGAGGUGGUGGAGAAACUGAGGAAGACAGGACUCCAGGCUGCUCCCCCUCCUGCUCUGUGCUAUGCUGGACCUGGAGAUGUGGCGUGUGAUUUCUGCACUGGGACCAGAAAGCAGAAAGCCCUCAUGUCCUGUCUGGCAUGUCUGGCCUCUUACUGUGAGACUCACCUCCAACCUCACUAUGAAUCUCCUGCUUUGAAGAAGCACAAGCUGGUCAAAGCCACCGCACAACUACAGGAGAAGAUCUGCUCUCAUCAUGACAAACUGCUGGAGGUUUACUGUCGUACCGAUCAGCAGUGUAUCUGUUAUCUGUGUACAAUGGAUGAACAUAAAGGCCAUGAUACAGUGUCAGCUGCAGCAGAGAGGACUGAGAAACAGAGACAGCUGGGGAUGAGUCAGCAGAAGGUCCAGCAGAGAUUCCAGGAGAGAGAGAAGGAGCUGAAGGAGCUCCAACAGGCUGUGGAGUCUUUCAAGAGCUCUGCACAGUCAGCAGUGGACUACAGUGAUCAGAUCUUUACUGAGCUGAUCCGCUCCAUUGAGAGAAGGAGCUCUGAGGUGAAGGAGCUGAUCAGAGCCCAAGAGAAGGCUCAAGUGAGUCAAGCUGAAGGACUCCUGGAGCAACUGAAGCAGGAGAUAGCUGAGCUGAGGAAGAGAAGCACUGAGCUGGAGCAGCUCUCACACACAGAGGAUCACAUCCAUUUCCUCCAGAGUUAUCAGUCUCUCUCCAGUAUCAGUGUAUCUUCAGACUUACCCAGCAUCGUUGUCCGUCCUCUUCAGUACUUUGGAGAUGUGAGUAAGACUGUGUCUGAACUGAGAAAGAAACUAGAAGACUUCCUUAAAGGAGAAUGGACCAAGAUCUCCACUACAGUGAAUAUAGUGGAUGUUGUACUGCCUCCAGAGCCCAAGACCAGAGAACAGUUGUUACAAUAUUCCUGUCAGCUCACACUGGACCCAAACACAGCAGGCACACUCCUCUCUCUGUCUGAAGGGAACAGAAAGGUGACCUAUACACGCCAAGUCCAACCAUAUCCUGACCAUCCAGACAGAUUCACCAACAGGCAGGUUCUGUGUAGAGAGGGUCUGUCUGGACGCUGUUACUGGGAGGUGGAGAGGACUGGUGUUGUUGUUUAUACAGCAGUCUCAUAUAAAGACAUCAGCAGAACAGAGGAAGGUGGUGGAUUUGGACUCAAUAACAAGUCCUGGAGUUUACGGUACUAUAGAGGUGAUUAUUGUUUCAGACACAAUAAUGUUUUGACUAAAGUAUCAGGUCCUCAGUCCUCCAGAGUAGGAGUGUACCUGGAUCACAAGGCAGGUACUCUGUCCUUCUACAGUGUCUCUGACACAAUGACCCUCCUCCACAGAGUCCAGACCACAUUCAGUCAGACCCUCUAUCCUGGGUUUUAUCUCACUGGUACUGCUGAGCUGGUUAAACUGUAGUAGGGUCCACAUAGAUACUAGUCAUGCUGGUGUAGUCUAUAGCUGAGCUGGUUAAACUGUAGUAGGGUCCACAUAGAUACUAGUCAUGCUGGUGUAGUCUAUAGCUGAGCUGGUUAAACUGUAGUAGGGUCCACAUAGAUACUAGUCAUGCUGGUGUAGUCUAUAGCUGAGCUGGUUAAACUGUAGUAGGGUCCACAUAGAUACUAGUCAUGCUGGUGUAGUCUAUAGCUGAGCUGGUUAAACUGUAGUAGGGUCCACAUAGAUACUAGUCAUGCUGGUGUAGUCUAUAGCUGAGCUGGUUAAACUGUAGUAGGGUCCACAUAGAUACUAGUCAUGCUGGUGUAGUCUAUAGCUGAGCUGGUUAAACUGUAGUAGGGUCCACAUAGAUACUAGUCAUGCUGGUGUAGUCUAUAGCUGAGCUGGUUAAACUGUAAUAGGGUCCACAUAGAUACUAGUCAUGCUGGUGUAGUCUAUAGCUGAGCUGGUUAAACUGUAGUAGGGUCCACAUAGAUACUAGUCAUGCUGGUGUAGUCUAUAGCUGAGCUGGUUAAACUGUAGUAGGGUCCACAUAGAUACUAGUCAUGCUGGUGUAGUCUAUAGCUGAGCUGGUUAAACUGUAGUAGGGUCCACAUAGAUACUAGUCAUGCUGGUGUAGUCUAUAGCUGAGCUGGUUAAACUGUAGUAGGGUCCACAUAGAUACUAGUCAUGCUGGUGUAGUCUAUAGCUGAGCUGGUUAAACUGUAGUAGGGUCCACAUAGAUACUAGUCAUGCUGGUGUAGUCUAUAGCUGAGCUGGUUAAACUGUAGUAGGGUCCACAUAGAUACUAGUCAUGCUGGUGUAGUCUAUAGCUGAGCUGGUUAAACUGUAGUAGGGUCCACAUAGAUACUAGUCAUGCUGGUGUAGUCUAUAGCUGAGCUGGUUAAACUGUAGUAGGGUCCACAUAGAUACUAGUCAUGCUGGUGUAGUCUAUAGCUGAGCUGGUUAAACUGUAGUAGGGUCCACAUAGAUACUAGUCAUGCUGGUGUAGUCUAUAGCUGAGCUGGUUAAACUGUAGUAGGGUCCACAUAGAUACUAGUCAUGCUGGUGUAGUCUAUAGCUGAGCUGGUUAAACUGUAGUAGGGUCCACAUAGAUACUAGUCAUCCUGGUGUAGUCUAUAGCUGAGCUGGUUAAACUGUAGUAGGGUCUACAUAGAUACUAGUCAUGCUGGUGUAGUCUAUAACUGAGCUGGUUAAACUGUAGUAGGGUCCACAUAGAUACUAGUCAUGCUGGUGUAGUCUAUAGCUGAGCUGGUUAAACUGUAGUAGGGUCCACAUAGAUACUAGUCAUGCUGAUGGUGAUGGUCCCCAGAUGUGAUGAUUCAUUCUGCUCUGUUUUAUCUACAAUGAUUUAACUGAUUUGAUCUUCAGAAGAUGUUAUGAAUUAAAAUUCAAGGUAUUCAUAUUUUUGUAAUUGUAAUGUUUUAAUCUUGUACAUUUCCAUGAAUCAUGAUGUCUGGUGUUGAUGUAUAUUGGUUGUCAUUCAGAACCAUUGAUAUGUUUUCUCAGUUGGUUCUCUGUCUCUAUGUAAUUCUCCUCAGUAUCAUUGAUCAGCUUGUUGGUCCUAAUUGAUGUGUUCUCUGUCACCUGGAGCUGCAUGGAAAAUGGUCCAGGAACUAAAGGACAAUUCAGGACUAGUCAGCCCACUACAAGCUGGUAUCACUUACUUUCUACUAAACUAUAUGGACUGGUUUCCCAGACACAGAUUAAUCCUAGUCCUGGACUAAAAAGUAUGUUCAAUGUAGAUGUCCAGGAAACCGGCCCUAAAUGUGUCAUCUUUCAUCCUCCCAUACUGCUCAGUCCAGCAACAUUAAACCUGUCCAGCAGGUGGGGCUAUUGACCAAACAAUAAAACCAGCAGAUGUCUUGACUUGCCACUCAGUAUAUCAGUAAUGUUCAGAAUAGUACUUUAAUAUCAUUGGAGAUUGAUUGUCUUUUUAAUCCACUAUCCAGAGUCAGGAACAGAUGAAGUUAGGUCUGCUACUGUUCAGUGAUUAAAUAUGAUUUAUGGUGAUGGGAAAUAAUAAAAAACACUAAACUUCA
Salvelinus fontinalis (brook trout) is the source of this 3806-nucleotide messenger RNA. RefSeq names its product tripartite motif-containing protein 16-like. Lineage: Eukaryota; Metazoa; Chordata; Actinopteri; Salmoniformes; Salmonidae. The record is from RefSeq and is a predicted model, not a curated record. The coding region runs from base 73 to 1728 and encodes 551 amino acids. Gene Ontology annotation, molecular function: zinc ion binding; protein binding. The transcript has 6 exons.